Molecule: messenger RNA, 1352 nt
Organism: Centruroides sculpturatus (bark scorpion)
Lineage: Eukaryota; Metazoa; Arthropoda; Arachnida; Scorpiones; Buthidae
Exons: 2
Coding region: 126-1310 (394 amino acids)
Biological process (GO): SCF-dependent proteasomal ubiquitin-dependent protein catabolic process
Cellular component (GO): SCF ubiquitin ligase complex
Molecular function (GO): protein binding
Source: RefSeq, a predicted model, not a curated record
UCGGUUGUUUAUUCAGAAAAGGAAUCAAAAGUAUACGUCUCUCGUUUUAUAACCAUGACAUCCCUUUGGAAAAAUUUAUAGAAAUUUCUAAGGGUAUCACUUAUUUUAAUAUCGGUUUUGGGUCAAUGACCGAAGAAAAUCUUAAUAGAAUCAUCAGUCAUUUGUCAAAUAUUGUCGAAUUAGAUUUGCACGCAACAAAUCUGAAAGAUUCUGGUUUAGAAUGGAUUGGAAAAACUUGCAUUUCGUUAGAAAUUCUAGAUAUAUCGUUCUGUUCGGUAACAGAUUUGGGCAUCCGCUCUUUAUGCUGCGAUUGUAAGAACAAAAAUGAAAUUCGUUGCCAAAAUUUAAAAGUUUUAAGCGUGUAUCACACAGAAAUUACAGCCCGUGGGUUAUCGUUUCUCUUAGAAUAUGUGCCACUGUUGAAAAUCGAAGUGCAAAGACUCCUUCACAUGAACAUGAUAUGUCAUUUCGUGCAAAGAAAUUUCGGCAAACGAUUGCAAAUUAUAGAUUUAUGUCUUUCACCCGGUGAAGAGAAAAUCGACGUCACUCAGAUAUUGCUUUCUCUUCCUAAUUUAAAUUCUCUUUGUCUUUAUAAAGUUUCCAUCGACGAUGCCGAAUUAAUAAGCUUACCUCCUUUCGAAAAUCUUCGCCGUUUGUCCAUAAGUAUUAAAAAAUCUGACAGCAAGUUAACUUUCGAAGAAGGAAUUCUGACAUUUUUACAGAUAUCCGGGCAACGACUUAAAGUUUUACGUUUAAACAAUUUGAAAUAUGUUAAUAUAUAUCCGAUAGGACGGCUUUGCCAAAAUUUAUCGUCGUUUUCUCUCUAUUCCAUUCGCCAUCUUCAUUUUAGAAAUCAAGAAUCCAUUGAAUCGACCAAGCCAAUUUUCGGCAAUCUGGAAUUUAUGAAAAUCGAAAACAUGCGUGGAGAUCCUUGGGACGAUUGCCUUCCUACCAUAUUUUCUCAUUGUCCAAAGUUAAAUUGCCUUGUUAUAUCGUCUACGAGGAGCCUUAAUGAUGAUACCAUAGUUAAGAUCAUACCUUAUCUUUUGCGUUUGAAGUGGUUUAGUAUUUCCUACUGUCCGAAUAUUACAAGGAAUUCGAUAUAUCGCAUCAUCGAUGGGAUUCCUCAUCUUUAUUCGUUAUGGAUAUGGUCGAGACGUAAUUUGUUAACAGCAAGAGAUAAAGAAGAAAUUCAAAGUUACAUGUUUAGCAAUAACAUCUCCAUUAGUUUUAACUACUUUCAGGAUACAGAAGUGGACAUUUCUUCAGAAGACUACAGCGCGGAUUUAAGACUAGUUGGAUUCUCGUGAAUGUGUUAAUGUAAUUAGUCACAAAUAAAUAAUUAAUAUGAA